UUACGGUCGCGAUUGCAUGUGAGAAUCCGCGUGCGGCAGAUCCCGAUGUGACUCCUGUUAUGCUGCACACUAUAUAUUCUGUGGCCGUGAGCGCACUGCCAGCACACUGAAUUCACGGUCCGGCAACGCGAGAUGCUUGCUGCUGCUGCUGCUGUGGUGGUACCAGAGGGAAUGCUUUUUUAAUGUUGUACUCGGAACUGGAGACCCGACUUCGAUUUGCGAAACCACUGCGGUACCCGACCGGUGGUUACCCAAAACUGUGAUUCUGGUUUUUUCUGAGAUGCUCAGAUAUUUGACGCACAAACUUCGUACACAGUCUCUCAAUGAAACCGAAACGUACCACGUCAAGACAGACGAUGAUCGAGAUUCUGGGACCGAAUCAGACGACGAAGGUGCUGAAAUCGAAGAGCUCCAGAAAUACAUGGAGAGCAUCAUCAGCUUGGACAGCAGCCGCCACAGCGAGCACCACCGCCGCUCGAAGCGACACCACCAGCACCUCCCUUCUCAGGUGACAGCGGAGGACGACGGGGCCGCGUCCUCCCCAGCGGACGCGCCUCCCUCCCGCCCCCCGCACCACCGCCACCACCACCACCACAGACGGAGGACGAGCCACCACCGGUCCUCCCCAGCCUUAGCGGACUCGGCGCUGCCCUCGGACAGCGACCACAACGUCGAUCACCACAGCUCCGAGGAGGAGCUCGAGGUGAUCAACAGUGGGAGCCCCACGACGCCCCGGCUCCCCCAGCCGGAGAAGCGCAAGUGGGACUGCUCCGCCCCGUUGGACGAUGAGCAAACGCUGGGCGAUGACGACGAGAACAACUGCCCGGUUGAGUUUCGGACCUCGCCCCCCGCCCACGCCCACAAACCGAGCAAGUGUCUGAGGCAGGCGCACAUCCCCGCGCACGAGCUGUGCUCUGUUUCGCCUAGGAAGAGGCACCGGAGGACCCCCACGGGACAGGCUAUCCAGCGGCCCUGCCUGGACUUUGAAAAAAUGCAACAGAUCAAUAGGGUGCGACUACUGUGAGGUGUGAUUGUUGACCGUCUUCUCUUUCUGCCUUCUUCAUGUGUCUCUCUAAAUCUCUCGUCGUUUUAACGUUCCGCUGCGAUGACGUCAUCCCACCAGGGAGACUAUUUUAUUCCGCUUGGAAAAUGAAGAUAUAUGAAAAAAAAAAUCCCAAAGCCAACUCUUGUGUAUUAAAUGUGCGCGCGCGCGCGUGUGUGUUCUUUAUAUGGGUAACGACCGACGCGUUUCUAAUCGAAUUCCCUUGAUUUUUGAACUUGAUGUUGUUUUCCCCCUUCCCAUUGGUCAGCUAAUCUAUUGUUGUAAAAGAAGGAAAAAAACAAACGACUAUACUGGAAUAAAAUUGUGGUCCAAAGAAAAAUUGAGAACAUAUUUUGAAUCUGAUAAUUUUUUGCCUAACUGCUAUCUGCAGUAACUUUAUUGGAGUGUACAUAAGAAGCAGUACCUGGGAUCAAAUUAUAUAAAUAUUUACUUGAGUGGUAUUUGUCACUGGAAUGCAUCAAUAAAUUAUAGUUUCUCUUAUUCUAAAAUCAUUUUAAAACUUAUAUGGACAUGCUUAAGCUAUUGCAAAUAAAUGUUCCGCUCAAAAAUUCUUCAAAAAAAAAA
Uloborus diversus is the source of this 1627-nucleotide messenger RNA. RefSeq lists its product as uncharacterized. The transcript is spliced from 4 exons. Lineage: Eukaryota; Metazoa; Arthropoda; Arachnida; Araneae; Uloboridae. Bases 281 to 1024 code for a protein of 247 amino acids. The record is from RefSeq and is a predicted model, not a curated record.